GGAAGUGAAGGCGCGGAGGAAGGAAGACGCUAAAAAUGGCACAAGAAAGAAGCCCAGCUUUGUGGCUUCACACUCAACCAAGUGUAACUCGUAAAAUGCCGGUGUGUCACAGAAUACUCUUACUUUUAUGGCUACUCCACUUUUCUUCCGUAUAUUCAGAUAUAACGGACGGGAAUGCGGAGCACUUAAAGCGGGAGCACUCGCUCAUUAAGCCAUAUCAGGGUGUUGGAACGAGUCCCUCAAGUCAGUGGGACUUUUGGGGAAGUACUUUAGUAACCAGCCAGUAUGUGCGUCUAACUCCGGAUGAGAGGAGCAAACAAGGGUCUAUCUGGAAUACAGUGCCAUGCUAUUUGAAGGAUUGGGAGAUGCAUGUGCAGUUUAAAGUUCAUGGAUCAGGAAAGAAGAAUCUCCAUGGAGAUGGCUUUGCCAUUUGGUACACGAAGGAGAGACUACAUCCUGGCCCAGUCUUUGGAAACCAAGACCAUUUUGUAGGCCUGGCUAUUUUUGUGGAUACCUUCCGUAAUGAUCUCCAAGGAAUGGAUCGCUCUUUUCCCUACAUUUCUGCAAUGGUGAGUAACGGCUCCUUGCCGUAUGAUCACGGGAAAGACGGCCGGUCUACUGAAUUGGGAGGAUGCUCUGUUGAAGUCAGAAACAAAGAUCAUGACACAUACCUGGCUGUUAGAUACUCCAAAGGCAGACUCACGAUUAUGGUAGAUGUGGAUGACAGGAACGAUUGGAGAGAAUGUAUUGAUAUUGGGGGCGUCCGCCUCCCUACAGGAUACUAUUUUGGGUCUUCUGCGGCCACAGGAGAUCUCUCUGAUAACCAUGACAUCAUCUCUAUGAAGAUGUACCAGCUGAUGGUAGAACAUACUCCUGAGGAAGACAACCAGGACUGGACGAAGAUCGAGCCUAGUGUCAGUCUCCUCAAGUCGCCAAAAGACAAUAUUGAUGAUCCAACGGGAAAUUUUCGGAGCUCACCCCUCACUGGCUGGAAGGUCUUCCUACUACUUCUGUGUGCCCUGCUGGGAAUUGUGGUUUGUGCAGUUGUUGGUGCUGUGGUCUUUCAGAAGCGUCAGGAGAGGAACAAGAGGUUUUACUAAACAUCUGGAUUUUAAAGAACUCUCUAGAUUGUUGGUGAAAAACAUUAAUGUGAAUUUCGAACAGCUGUACAAAUGUUGAUAUUGUUGAAGUGCUUGAUUGGAAGGAGUAGGAUUGGUGGCUUCAAAGAAACCUUUCUUUAUGUUUGAGUCUGCUUACAUAUAGUAGAUUACACAUUUUCAAUGUGUUCAACAGUAGUACAUCUUUAUUUCUGUGUUUACACUACGUCUCUAAAUUCUUCUUGGUUUCAUUUUUUUAUAAUUGUUUUUAACCCUUAAUCUGUUUCAUCUACACAUUGUUUUGUUCUGAUCUGGAGUGUUAAUAAUGCUGUGUACAACCUGUAUGAUUUACUUAGGGUUUUAAUGGACUGCAAAAGAAAUCAAACUAAUGAAAAUGUUCUCUUAAAUUGAUCAAAUCAAUGUAAAUAUUAGUAGCUUAUUUUCUAAAGUUACUACCCUGGUCCCUUCUCUCUGCAGUAUAUUGUUUCAGCCUUGUUUUUUAACCAAUAUUGAAACAAAUAAAAGAAGAAAACGAA
Messenger RNA from Rhinichthys klamathensis goyatoka, 1633 nucleotides. RefSeq names its product lectin, mannose-binding 2 (gene lman2). Gene Ontology annotation, molecular function: D-mannose binding. Gene Ontology annotation, cellular component: COPII-coated ER to Golgi transport vesicle; endoplasmic reticulum membrane; endoplasmic reticulum-Golgi intermediate compartment. The transcript has 8 exons. NCBI's taxonomy places the organism in Eukaryota, Metazoa, Chordata, Actinopteri, Cypriniformes, Leuciscidae. Bases 36 to 1100 code for a protein of 354 amino acids. The record is from RefSeq and is a predicted model, not a curated record. Gene Ontology annotation, biological process: endoplasmic reticulum organization; Golgi organization; endoplasmic reticulum to Golgi vesicle-mediated transport.